GACGCUUCAUUUACUUCAUUAGAUACGGAGGCUAUUAUGCCAAACGGUUUUAUUCUCAACGACGCAUGCGCACAUUUUCUCUGUUCUCCCCCUCUAACGGCCAACUGAAACUGUAACUGUUUUAACGCUGUAGCGCUUCCUGAGUAUCAGAUCUCAUCCUACUCUCUGUUAUCUCUUUGCCACAACCUACAACAGAUUGUACACAAUCAUCAUGGCGACCCAGGAUGGAGGUGAAGAAGUCAUAAUGGAAACUGAGGCGAAGCCACAAGAAUCUGAACCACUAUGUGAAGGUGCUGAAAAAGGUGACACAGAAACGGCGUCCCACACAGAAGCAGGGAAUGCCACAACUCAGGAAUCUAGUAUUAGCAAUGGGGACGAUGCAGAUGACCAGCGUGAGAUGGUGGACGUGAAGAUUAUCUGGAACAAGAAAAAAUAUGAUCUGAAAAUUCCCCUUGAUGACACCGGAGCCAAACUAAAAGACAGCAUCCAUUCACUCACUGGUCUUCCACCAGCAAUGCAGAAAGUGAUGUACAAAGGAUUGCUCCCAGAGGACAAAACGCUACGAGAAAUAAAGAUUACAAAUGGUGCAAAAAUAAUGGUGGUAGGAUCAACAAUAAACGAUGUAUUAGCUGUGAAUACACCCAAAGAGGUUAUUCAGCAGGAAGUCAAAGCUGAAGAAAACAAGAAAGAGCCUUUAUGCAGGCAAAAGCAACACAGGAAAGUUUUGGACAAAGGUAAACCUGAUGACAUAAUGCCAGCCAUUAAAGGAACAAAGGAACGAUUACCAACAGUGCCUUUAUCUGGGAUGUUUAACAAGUCAGGAGGAAAAGUUAGACUCACUUUCAAACUGGAGCAGGAUCAGUUAUGGAUUGGAACCAAGGAAAGAACAGAGAAAGUCCCAAUGGGCUCCAUUAAAAAUGUAGUUUCUGAACCCAUUGAAGGCAAUGAGGACUAUCACAUGAUGGCUUUUCAGUUGGGUCCUACAGAAGCGUCUCAAUAUUGGGUCUACUGGGUGCCUGCACAGUUUGUCGAUGCAAUCAAAGACACAGUCCUUGGAAAAUGGCAGUAUUUCUAAUGUGCCUCUUUUUUUGAUGAUGAACUUGGAUCGAGAGGACGAGCCAAUGAAAAAUGAAACUGGAGACAGCAGUGAAGCAUAAGGAACUUCUUGGAAUAUUUUGGAAGGAACCUAUGGAUGCCUACGGACUAAUCAUGUUGUUUUUAGGUUAAAAGGUGCACUAUGUGGCAGCAUAACAUUUCUCAGCCCUGUUGAGCAUUCAAGGUUUUCUGCAAAUCCAAGGGAAAAUGAUGAAACAAUUGUACAGAAAUUGCUAACACUUUUCUUCAGUUAUUCUUAAAGAAAUAAAAAUUAUUUAAUGAAAUGUA
This is a messenger RNA of Cheilinus undulatus (humphead wrasse), 1383 nucleotides long. It is a transcript of the gene ubfd1, whose product is annotated as ubiquitin family domain containing 1. Gene Ontology annotation, molecular function: cadherin binding; RNA binding. The transcript has 8 exons. The record is from RefSeq and is a predicted model, not a curated record. Bases 212 to 1075 code for a protein of 287 amino acids. NCBI's taxonomy places the organism in Eukaryota, Metazoa, Chordata, Actinopteri, Labriformes, Labridae.